Molecule: messenger RNA, 3288 nt
Organism: Schistosoma rodhaini
Lineage: Eukaryota; Metazoa; Platyhelminthes; Trematoda; Strigeidida; Schistosomatidae
Source: the annotation of a GenBank genome assembly
AUGUGUUACCUAGUCGGUCCUCAACGGGCCUUUCCUCAAGACAGCAUGCACAAUAAAACUUCUGUGGUUAUUUACAAGGGAACUAUUUACAAAUAUAAAACUCAUCGUCCACAAUAUAUAGAAAUUAUUACUCAAUUAAAUGAUAAAAAUUCUUAUUUCAUAAUUUAUCAACCUAAAUCUAAAUGGAAAUCUAAAUUAAAUUCUGAUAUUCAUUGGUUUAUACGUAAAUUAUUAUUAUUAUCAAAUCAAUUUCAUGAAAAUCAACAGAAUAAUAAUAAUAAUGGAAUAGAGUCCAUAGCAACAACAACAACGGCAACGCCGACGACGAAUAAACCUUCCAAUAUUACUGCUACUACUACCGAUACUACUGAUACUAGUAUUACUAAUACUACUUCAUUGAAUAUACCUUCCAAUAUUACUAAUACUGCUACUACUACUACUACUACUACUACUGAUACUAAUAAUACUACUUCUUUGAAUACACCUUCCAACAUUACCAAUACUACUAAUAAUACUACUAUUGAUACUACUAACACCACUACUACGUUAUUAGAUCAAUUCAAUUAUUAUUUUAAUGAUUAUGAUGAUAUAAAACAAAAGACAAAUACAAUAAUCAUACAAUCAUUAAAUGAUUUAUUUCAUGUAACAAUAUUAUAUAGAAAUAAUAAAUUCAAUCAUAAUUUAUCAUUUAAAUUAACUAAAUCUAAAUUAAAAUGGUUACAUAAUAUUUAUUCACCGAAAUCAUCAUCAUUACCCUCAUCAUCAUCAUCAUUUCAUUCUGUAAAUAAUUAUACAUCACCACUUACAAAAUCUUACAAAACCAGAUCAUGUAAAUUGAUUCAUUAUAAUUCAAAGGCAAUAGAUUCAAAUGUGUCCAUGUCUAACCAGUCAAAUACAAGCCAACAAAUGUGUACAAAUCAUCAAGCUACAAAUACUACUACUACUACUACUACCAAUACUACUAAUAAUAAUAGUAAUGGUUAUAGUAAUCAUUCCAUCAAUGAUACAUCCAAUAUCCUACUUGGUUUAUUUCUGGAAUCAGGAAAACAUUUUAUAUUUGAAUUCAAUACAAUACAUGAAAGAAAUUUAUGUUUAACAUCAUUAAAUAAAAUUAUUUCUAUGAAUAAACAAGUAAAUGCUUAUCCAGAUAUUGAAUUUGCAUGGUCUGUUCAUGUUCAUUUUAAACCAAAAGAUUAUACCAGUACUGGUUUAAUUCCAAAUAAUAAUGGAUCACAUUAUUUAUGUUUAACAUGUACAGAAAUACUUCUAAUUCAAGGAAAUUUACGUAUACCUAAAUUAAUUAUUUUAUAUCGAUUUGUACGUCAAUGUGUAUCACGUAGAGAUGGUCAAUUUCGUAUUUAUACUGGUCGUGCAUCACCAAUUGGUGAAUGUGAAAUUAUAUUUCAAUUAGCUGAUCAUACAGAAGCAGUAUAUGUUCAUGAACAAUUUACACGACUAAUGCAUCAGUCCAGUGUAAAUACACCAUCAUCAUCAUUGUCUUCAUCAUCAUCUUCUUCAAAUUCUGGAUGGAAUCGAUUUGGUUACAGUCAAAAUAAUUUACCUCCAUUGCCAAGACCAAUUUCAUUAUCACAAAAUAAUACACUAUUAUCUAAUAUGAAUUUACAACCAAUUAAACGAUUAACUCAUUCCAAAUCGAUGUCUAACAUUGACGAUAACAAUAACAAUACUACUACCACCACUACUACUACUACUACUACUACUACUACUAACAAUAAUAAUAAUAAUAAUAAUAAUGGUUUUAUGGAUAACAAGGGGAAUGCUUCUCAGUAUAAUAAAAGUAAUAUAAUAAAAUAUAAAAAAAAUUUAUAUUUAUCCCAAAACCAUUCAUUAUAUCAAUCAUGUCCAUUAUUAUUGAAUAAUAGAAAAAAUGAUCUACAAUUGGAAUAUCCUAAUCAACAAUAUUGUUUCCAUGACAAAAAAUCAAUACAAAAUGAUUAUAAUAAAAUAAAAGAAAUUAAUAACAGUCCUACAUCUCAUUAUUUGGAAAUGAAUUUAUGUAAUAACGGAGUAAAAGAAGAAGAUAAGAAUUCAGUUAUUCUUAGAAAUCAACCAUUAUUAUUACAUAAUCGAAUCAAAGCUUAUUCUACAUGUUCACCAUUAGAUUUAAUAUUAACAUCAUCUUAUCCAUCCCGUGAAUUAUUAUCCCUCAAACUAUUACCAACUAUUCAACAAUCACCUAUAUCUAAUCAAAAUAUGAUUAGUAAUCGUGAUAAUACUGAUAUAUUUGUACAAUUAUACUUUGAUAAAGCCAAUGUAUACUCAUCUUCAUCUUCAUAUCCUAUGGAUAAACAAGACAAUUGUAUAGAACCAUUAUCUUUAUUACAUUAUCCUUAUCAAACUUCAUCAUCAUCAUCAUUUACUAAUUCUUGUUGUCAAUCAACAACAACUAGAUCACGUAAUAGUCUAUUUCAAACUAGUAAUAAUAAUAGUUAUAAUAGUAGUAAUAGUAGUAAUGGUAUUAAUACUACUUAUAAUAGUAUAAAUAGUAGUUUAUCACCUAUGAUGAUAACACCCUCGAGUGGUUCAUCUUUAUUUUUUAAUUGUGGAAGUAGUAGUAGUAGUAGUAGUAGUAAUAGUAUGAGUUAUACAAAUAGUAGACCAAGAACAUCAAGUGAUGUUAGUAAUAUGCGUAGAUCAUAUUACUGUCAUUCGAAUGUAAACUAUUUUCAUCAUCAUCUUCAGCAGCAACAACAACAACAACGGUCAACUAUGACACAAAAUCUUUAUCUUCACCAAUUCCAACAUCAAUCGAAAAGGCGUCAGGAACAUACUCCACGUCCUUUAAGUACAAUCGAUUGUCAAACAUCACAAAAUAUGUUUUCCAACCUGAAAUUCGGUGGAGAUUUAACGAGUAUCCAUGAAUUACUACCGGUGAAUUAUUCAAAUAUUAUAAAUCCGAUAAGUAGACCAAGAGCAGCAACUACUGGAUCUAAUUUAUUAUUAUUAAAUAAACAACGUUUAUCAACAGUAUUGAAUCAUUUAAAAAUGAAUUGGUUUAAAAAACAAUCGAAUACGAAAAAAAUCUCUCAUUCCAACUUGACUACUACUAAUAAACAUAAUAUCAGUAGUAUAAAUGAUAAUACUAAAAAAAUGAAUCCUGAUUCAAUUGAAUCAACUAGGGAAACCUACCAUCAUGAGAAUAACAAUUAUGAUGAAUAUGUUGAAACAUUUCCUAUGAAUAUCAAUACGUUUUUGAAUAAUCAAGAGCAUUUAACAUUGCAAGGAAAUCCAUUUCCUAAUUUAUCAAAUCAUUACAUGAUAUUAUGA